Messenger RNA from Ipomoea triloba (trilobed morning glory), 708 nucleotides. RefSeq lists its product as uncharacterized. The transcript has 3 exons. Gene Ontology annotation, molecular function: nucleic acid binding. The record is from RefSeq and is a predicted model, not a curated record. Lineage: Eukaryota; Viridiplantae; Streptophyta; Magnoliopsida; Solanales; Convolvulaceae. The coding region runs from base 1 to 708 and encodes 235 amino acids.
AUGGAAAAAAAAGGGAUUGCUUGUGUUGCAAAUGGUGUUCCAGUUGAUAUUUCUUUAAACUUGUCAGGUAAUGUAAUAAGGAAAAGGAUUGCGAUUAAUCCUGAAGAUGUUGCUAGAAUCCCAUUGAAUCCCCGAACAACAAUUCGUUCUAUGGCUAGUGCACUAAGCAUGUCAAAAACAAGCCUUCACCGGAGAGUUAAGGAUGGAUCUUUUGAAAUCCCACUCAAAUGCUAUCAAGCCUAUGUAAACAGUGGAAAACCAGAAGAUGAGAAAUGGUUUUUCCUCUCAAGAACUUCUCAAAAAUAUUACCUACUGCCUAAGGAAGAUGAACCAUAUCGUACUUGUAAAAGUAAAAAGUUUAUAACACAAGUUAUGUUUCUUUGUGUUGUUGCUCGCCCUCGGUUUGAUUUAGAAAGAAAUGAAAUGUUUGAUGGGAAAAUUGGGAUGUUCCCAUUUGUUUAUAAAGAACCAGCUAAGUGUAGAAGUAAGAACCGGGAAGCUGGAACCUUAGAAACUAAGCCCAUUGAAUCUGCUGCAAAGAAAGAUGGCUUUGAUAUUCACUUAACUUGUCAACCUCCAAAUAGUCCAGACAUGAAUGUAUUGGAUCUUGGUUUUUUAAGAGCUCUUCAAUCUUUACAACAUCAAGAAGCUCCUCGCAAUGUGAAUGAACUAGUUGCUGCAAAUCAUAAAGCAUUUAAUGAGAUCUAA